AUGGAGCAGGUCUCGCCCCAAGACGCAGAAUCAUGGCCGACAGAACAAUACAUUCCCCGUUAUCAACAAUGGCCCUACACAUCCGAGGACUUCAAGCGCCAAGACGAAUCCCCCGACCCUGCAUUCUAUGAUGCACCACGCCUUGUUACACAUAUCGAUGAUCAUGCGAUUGAAAGCCUCAAGCGCUACUACCUUCGCAAUAUUCCGCGGAAGGGCAGGGUCCUUGAUCUCUGCACAAGCUGGGUGAGCCAUUUCCCACCCGAGAUAAAAGAGCAGAUACAGAAGGGGGAGUUGCAGGUGGUGGGCAUUGGGAUGAAUAAAAAGGAGAUGGAUGCGAAUCCUUGCUUGAACGGUGGCAGGAUCGAAUUAGACUUGAACACGAGUCCCGAGUUUCCUACCUCUCCCGACAGGCCGACUCCCGAGCUUUUCGACGCAGCCGCAUGCGUCGUCUCAAUCGAUUAUCUCACGCUACCGAAAGAAGUGCUGGCACACCUGCGAUCUGUUACGAAAGAAGGUGGAAAAGUGCAUCUCGUCAUCAGCGACCGGUGUUUUCCAACCAAAGCUAUUGGUAGGUGGUUGCGGAUAUCGCCUGAUGAGCGACUCCAGAUGGUCGGUGACUAUCUUUGGUUUUCUGGCUGGAGGGAUAUUGAGAUUGUGGACUUGAGCACGAUGGAGGAUGCCCAGGGUGGCAGCCGAGUCGAUGCAGCGAUUCAGUGGAUGGGAAUGCAGACUCAUGAUCCGCUUUGGGUUGUGAGGGGGGUAAAUCCAUGUGGAAGGGAAGGCCAGGUGUCUAAUUAG
Molecule: messenger RNA, 798 nt
Organism: Lindgomyces ingoldianus
Lineage: Eukaryota; Fungi; Ascomycota; Dothideomycetes; Pleosporales; Lindgomycetaceae
Exons: 1
Coding region: 1-798 (265 amino acids)
Source: RefSeq, a predicted model, not a curated record